Capsella rubella is the source of this 285-nucleotide messenger RNA. RefSeq lists its product as uncharacterized. The transcript is spliced from 3 exons. Gene Ontology annotation, biological process: developmental process. The coding region runs from base 1 to 285 and encodes 94 amino acids. The record is from RefSeq and is a predicted model, not a curated record. Lineage: Eukaryota; Viridiplantae; Streptophyta; Magnoliopsida; Brassicales; Brassicaceae.
AUGUGUGACUGUUCUUCUCCCGCUGCAUUUAUUCACAUGGUGCAACACAUGAUAGAGACAUGUUUGGUCUUCAACAUGAACAAAGAGGAAUGCAUGGAAGCUCUCUCUAAGAAUGCUAACAUCAAUCCCAUCAUCACGUCCACUGUCUGGAAGGAGUUGGCAAAAGAGAACAAGGAGUUCUUUGAGACGUACGAGCAGAAGCAUACGAAAAAUAAGCCAAUGUCGGAAGAAGAGACAAACAAGAUGAUCCAGAACAUAAUCUCCUCCGGUUCAUCAGACGACUAA